AUCUUGCAAACAAACUUUAGCUUUUAGUUGUAAUUCUUUAUUGUUGUGCAGUUUGACAUGGAAAGUUGUACACAAGAUGUGUAAAACUGUGGUGUGUACUUUGUGGUUCUGGUCAGAAGAUACAUCCAUAUGUGAUACCUACCCCUGAAGAGACAAUUUUUCGAAAGGAGUAAAAAUCAGAUUACUGUAAAAGAAUUUUCAGAAAAGUUGUCUAUGGUACAAACAAAAAGCCCUUGUAAAGUGUACAUUUUGCUAUGACAGCCAAAUUUCUUAAAGUUAAAUCUGCACUGGUUUUAUCUUUUAGAGUUUAAAUUGUUUUUGGAAAACCAUAAAGAGUAUUGGGCUCUAAAGCAAAGAGAAGCAGAUGAAAGGUACAUGGAGUUAGCACAAGGCCAGGUGCCAGUUAAUGAGCCAAAGCAGAAAAAGAGGAAGAAAUCGAAGAAAGAAAUGCUACCAGAACACACCAGGGAUGAUACUUUUUCAACAUAUGCAGCUGAGCUUCAAAUUCAGUUUUUUGUGAAGGUCUGUUGUGAUUGGAGAGACAUUGCCCUUACCAUACGUGAUAAAGUAUUUAAUCAGCAUGAGGAACAGUUGAUAGACAUCCAUGAUGUCAAGUGCAAAGAGUGGGGAUUUCUGUUAAAGAAAUUAUUUGGCCAUCACCUUGGCACAGGGGACUACGGACAUCUUGUCGUGGACCACAGUGCAAUGCUGUUGCGACAUUUUCGUUCCCUAUAUAAAUAUUCUGGCCAAGGAUUUGAGUCUUCACACAAGCUACACAGGCAGUUGUAUUCCAGGGCCACAAAUCAUGAUUGUUCAGGACAAGGCCAAUCUUGUAAGUAUGCAUAAAUUUUAAACAUAUAGAAAUAACAAAAAAUGAAAGUUAGUUAUUGAAACCAUGGAAAAUUGCUUUAUAGCUAUGGUUUACAGCUACAUGAAAAACUUAUUGAAAAGUCUUUUUUUGCAACUAACCUUACCCUUGUAGAAACGAGUGAUUCAUGUUUGACAUUAUGGUGUCGUAGAAUGCCUGGACAGCCAACUAAACACCUAUUUGCAAUCAGUAAAUUCCAUUGUUGAAAAAUAACACUUAUACACAAAUUUUAAUGUUGAUGGAAACUGCUUUAUCUCCAGCUUUUGUAAAUUAGACAUGACGUUCUGCCUUUUGAAAUGGUCACAUAGGGGCAGACUUUUAAUUUGAAUAUUUGUGUUCU
Molecule: messenger RNA, 1208 nt
Organism: Orbicella faveolata
Lineage: Eukaryota; Metazoa; Cnidaria; Anthozoa; Scleractinia; Merulinidae
Source: RefSeq, a predicted model, not a curated record